Molecule: messenger RNA, 1661 nt
Organism: Eremomyces bilateralis CBS 781.70
Lineage: Eukaryota; Fungi; Ascomycota; Dothideomycetes; Eremomycetales; Eremomycetaceae
Exons: 1
Coding region: 149-1309 (386 amino acids)
Source: RefSeq, a predicted model, not a curated record
CCUCCCUGUUCAUAUCAUUCCAAGAGAAUUCCAAGAGGAUUCUUUGUAGAUGAGUAGAUCAGCCUUAACCAGCCACAGGACGCGUCUGCAUCGCGUUUUCACGCGUCUCACCACUCGGGGUUCGUGGGUGUUGAGAUAAGAGGUUUUCAUGGAAAGAAUCCGUUCCAAAUAUGGCCCAAUAACUCGCCAUCUGCUUCGUGCCAUCCUGCGGGAGUCCACCUACCUUCCUGAUCCGUCGGCACGAGCCUACUGUCGUCAGCAUGCCCUGGAACGGUUUAGGAAUGGGCGAGAAAACAUCCGAGAGGCAGUGUAUAUAUGCCGGAAGAAGAAAAGCUCUCCGGAAGAGUGGGUGGAUCCUGUCCUCUUAAGGAGGUUGCACACAGGUCAUCAUGCCCUGGAGAGGCUGCAGAAUGCCAACCAUGGAAAGCUGUCGGUAUUAACAACCAUUAUCCUCGAGACGUACGGCCGGACUGGCAAACCCAGGCGUCAGCUUAUAAACACUUUGGUUCAGCCUGACCAUGAUCUGUCGGACGCAUCUUCUGGAGACGGAGAUGCGCCUCCUCUCGAACCGCCGCUUCCCGGCCUCGAAAGCAUUCCGGCACAGCUAUGGGGCACGAGGACGGUCGACAAACAGCACAUCACAUAUACCAUCUCCCCACGAUAUUCGCGACUCCGGGAUCUGGCCCGGUCCCAGGCCCAGCACACGUUCAACGGCCGUCGACAACGACGCACGCUCCGCUCGACCAAGCUCGCGAUCCCGUCCACGAAUAUGUGGCUCCAGCCGAUGCCGCGCAAACGAGAACAGAACGCCAUAUACAAGUUGUAUGCCGAGUUUCUACACAAGUUGGAGGCUCCGCUUCCCGAAUCGGAGUGGGAACGUUUGCGAGAUCUUGCAUCCGGAAAAGUGCCCUGGGAAGGCCCCCGACCGCGACGUGCUUCUCCUGAAGGACUUCCCGUGGUGUUCGAUCGGCAAAAGCUUUACGAAAUGGUGAAGGGUGCCAACGCACUCAAAGCAGAGACCGCAGAUGGCGAGGAGCACUCAUCCGAGGACAACUCGGAAAUUCUGGAAAAGACCGUCAGCCGGUAUCUCGAACGCAUCGUGCUGGCUCGGCCCUUGAACCACCUGGGGGCUUGGGUACCUCCGAGUCGGCUGGAUGCUCGGACCAUGCGUCGGAUCUGGGCCUAUACGUUUUCCCUGUGUCCGCUGAUGAAAUGGAACGAGGCGGGGAAAAAUUGGGAUGUGCAGUGGGGCUCCCAGGCACAGACGGUCUCGGUACCUCACGCUUCUCCCGAAGAGAUAGGAGGAUAGGACGAAAGGUCCAUUGAUAUCGCAUCCGCGUGAGCGAUCGUUGCAAGGACAGGUGCAACCUACGGGUAUGCUGAACGGUGCUUUCGAACCGGGAAUCGAAUUCAAUUCAGCGCCCCGGAUUGGGACCGAGUUCCUACAGGUGGGAUGUAUGGAAAUCAUUGGAGAGGAAUUAAGAACCGUGUGGGCAUCCUAUCCCAGAUAUCAGACGUGUCAAUGGUGUCAUCGAUCUAAUGAAGUCCGAAUCGAUCCAGGUUGCUCCGCGCAUUUCCAGAUGCCUUGAUAGUGCUUGAUCACCAUAUCGCUUUGCCGAUAUAGUCUGGCUGAUAGAUAAUAUUAGAACAAACCGAGAGUU